Molecule: messenger RNA, 525 nt
Organism: Folsomia candida
Lineage: Eukaryota; Metazoa; Arthropoda; Collembola; Entomobryomorpha; Isotomidae
Product: zinc finger protein 16-like
Exons: 1
Coding region: 1-525 (174 amino acids)
Biological process (GO): regulation of transcription by RNA polymerase II
Cellular component (GO): nucleus
Molecular function (GO): RNA polymerase II transcription regulatory region sequence-specific DNA binding; DNA-binding transcription factor activity, RNA polymerase II-specific
Source: RefSeq, a predicted model, not a curated record
AUGUUGACCCAUGUGAGGCGGAACUGUGCCAAGGCGCGCGAGACCGGGCUCGACGUCAAGUUCUUGACCGAACAGAAAGCCAAGGCUGAAAACAAGAGUGGAAAAAGUGUCGUGAUUCCGGACGGUGUAGAAUGUCCAGUCUGUGGCAAAAAAUUUAGAUAUAUUCGCAAGUUGGUGGACCAUCAAGCAACCCAUGGCACGGGAAAGUGGACCUGUGAAAUUUGUGGGGUUGGAUUUCGACACAAGGGAACCGUGGAAACCCAUCGGAGAGAAUUUCACCCGGAAGUGUUGCCCGUCGAGUGUCCCGAUUGUGGGAAACGAUAUAGGCUCGAGUAUGUCAUGAGAAAACAUCGAAGACUUGUUCAUGGGGUGAAAGAUGAGGAAAGGAAGUUGGCUCCGAUUACUACUGGGGAUGAGGGAAAGGGGGGAGUCCUUUGUGGAACAGUGGUAUGUGAGGAAGUUGAGAUUUUAGUGGAAAGCUGUAACGACUAUGAUGUGAAAGAUAUGGACCCAUUAAAAUUUUAG